This is a messenger RNA of Orussus abietinus, 5614 nucleotides long. It is a transcript of the gene Kdm2, whose product is annotated as jmjC domain-containing histone demethylation protein 1. The coding region runs from base 382 to 3357 and encodes 991 amino acids. The transcript is spliced from 7 exons. Gene Ontology annotation, biological process: protein demethylation; regulation of transcription by RNA polymerase II. Gene Ontology annotation, molecular function: DNA binding; zinc ion binding; transcription coregulator activity. The record is from RefSeq and is a predicted model, not a curated record. Lineage: Eukaryota; Metazoa; Arthropoda; Insecta; Hymenoptera; Orussidae.
AUCUAGGCUCAUCUGUGGAUCUAGAUAUAUGUAGUUUAAGAUUAGGUGUCACAGUUAAAUAAAAUGAGGUGAUGGAGAUGCACCCAAAGUCGGAUAUAUCCAAUCCAGUAUUGAAUAAAUACCGACGUUGAUAACUUAGUAAGUAACUGGCGUUUAGGGAUUUUUUGUUGACGCAGAUCAUGGCCGGCUACAAAAUGGCGACCUCGUUUCAUUGGGACAAUGUAAUCAAGUAAAAUUUCUAUUGAUAUUGCUUCAUCACCGCUUGUGACAUGUAAAUAUCGAUGGAGCGAUCAUUGUCUUUGUAAGAGAUAAGUUUUCCAACCUGUCGAAUUAACGACCAGUAUAAUCUUCAAUGAGUGACUAAUAAAUACGUCUGAUAGCAUGUCUGCAAUGGCUGACGACUCUGCCUCUAUGCCUAAAAGGCGUCAAUUGCGGGAAAGGACGAGAAAACUGUACACCGAUGACUGGACAAUUGGUGAUGAAGACAUUGAGGGCAGGAGAACAUUUCAACUUGAUGAGAAGAUUGAGUGUGAGAGAUAUAAUCUCAGCAAUUUUGCCGGACUCUUUCGAGAGAUGUCCGGGUCAGAGCUCACUUUAGCAUACCUGCAAAAACAUGGUUUGGGCAUACCAUUGCUGUUUAGAGACAAGGCUGGCCUCGGACUACGAGUUCCAAGCUCCAACUUCACUAUUAAUGAUGUUAGGACCUGUGUGGGAUCUAAGAGAACCUUAGAUGUUAUGGAUGUUAAUACACAGAAAAAUGAAGACAUGUCAAUGAAGGAUUGGCAGAGAUACUAUGAAGAAACAAAUAAGGACCGUCUUCUAAAUGUUAUUUCUUUGGAAUUCAGCCAUACCAAGCUAGAAAAUUAUGUUCAAUCACCAACGCUAGUAAGACAAAUAGAUUGGGUUGAUGUUGUUUGGCCACGGCACUUGAAGGAGGCUCAAGUUGAAGCAACAAAUCUCUUGGAAGAUAUGAUGUAUCCAAAAGUACAAAAAUACUGUUUAAUGUCAGUGAAGGGUUGUUAUACAGAUUUUCAUGUCGAUUUUGGAGGUACUAGUGUUUGGUAUCACAUCCUUCGCGGUGGAAAAAUAUUUUGGUUAAUCCCACCUACAGAGAAAAAUUUGGCUUUAUAUCAAGAGUGGGUGUUGAGUGGAAAACAAUCAGAUGUCUUCUUUGGAGAUAUGGUAGAUAGAUGUGGAAGAAUAUCACUCACUGCAGGAAUGACAUUAUUUAUCCCAACUGGUUGGAUUCAUGCUGUGUAUACACCACAAGAUUCUUUAGUUUUUGGUGGGAACUUCCUUCACAGUUUUGGUAUUGAAAAACAACUGAAAGUUGCACAAGUUGAGGAACAUACAAAAGUCCCACAAAAAUUCCGUUACCCAUUCUUCACUGAAAUGCUGUGGUAUGUUCUAGAGAGGUACGUCCAUGUCCUCCUAGGUCGAAGUCAUUUGGAUAUUCCAGAGUCACAACAUCAGCAUCUUGUUCCACAACACCACCAACAUAUUCAUUUAACACCAUUCGAACUACAUGGUUUAAAGUCGAUUGUAAUGUAUCUGCAUUCGUUGCCUUCUACCAAAAAGAAUGUACCCGAUUUAAUACGCGAUCCUGUGGCCUUAAUUCACGAUGUACGGUGCCUAGUGGAACAACAUCGUCAUGAUAAUCCAGAUGCUGCAGUAACUGGAAACCCAGUUUUACCUCCACCUCCACCAAUGACUAUAGCUGAACGAGAACGCCUGAAAGCAGCAAAGAAAACUUAUACUAAAAUGCAGAGGCAGCAAUCUCUUGAGAAGUUUGAAAAUCUAAAAGAAAGCGGAAGGUCGACAUUCCCUAGAAGAAGACGUACUAGAUGUAAAAAAUGCGAAGCAUGUACGCGAUCUGAUUGCGGAGAAUGUGUUUAUUGUCAAGAUAUGGUCAAAUUUGGAGGGAGUGGUCGUGCAAAGCAGACAUGUUUAAUGAGGCAAUGUCUCAGACCUAUGCUACCUGUUACUGCAGCCUGUAAAGUUUGCCAUUUGGAUGGUUGGGGGCAACAACCGUCACCCCUUAUGGGUAAGCCGACACCAGUAACGCCGUCCAGUUUGCUUGAGUGUUCAGUGUGCUUUGACAUCAUUCAUCCGGAGUGCGUGGGACUAGAUCCUCAAAGGAUAGCAACCAGCGAGGAUCUUCCAAAUAGUUGGGAAUGUCCGCAGUGUUGCGAAAGUGGGCGCAAUUUAGAUUACAGACCUCGACAGCCGAAAGCAAGGGCUCGAAAGAUUUCUGUUUCCAGUGCAGCUUCAUCUGCUCCCACAACUGAUUCUGAGAGAGCCACAACACCAAGUAAACGAACCAGGCCUCACGCAACUGAAGCAUGGAGCGAUAGAGAGCCAGCAGAGGGCGAACAAAAAACAGCUCUGCGUACACAAUUAGCGAUACAAUUAACCGGUUCAUCUAACAAGACAUUAAAAAGACCGAGUGUGGUCGUAAGGCCUGUACAACUUCAAUCCCCGGUUCAACGACUGGGAACCGAUCUCAAUGGGCAGUCCCUAGUUUACAACAAGAUCGUUUUAUUAUCGAUCUUUAGGUAUUUAAGUAUAAAGGACUUGGCGAAUUGUGCCUUGGUUUGUCGAACCUGGGCGAUAUGCACCGUUGACCCAAAUCUUUGGAAGAAACUCGACAUGUCUCAUUGCCACCUGACACCUAAUCACCUAACAGGCAUUGCUAGACGUCAACCAGGAAAUCUAUCUUUGGACUGGACGUGUGUUACCAAGGGGCAAUUGGCUUGGUUACUUAACAGGUUACCACAACUGCGCACCCUGUCUCUGCAAGGUUGUACCUGGACUGGCGUUUGUGCUCUGCGAACCUGUUCCUGUCCACCUCUUGUUUCGCUGGACCUAAGUAACGUCGCUGGAUUAAACGAUUCUAGUUUAAGAGAGAUUCUUAGUCCACCUGCGGAUUCCAGGCCGGGACUGGUGGACAAGACCUCUAGGUUGAAACAUCUUAAGAGUCUCUCGCUGGCGGGAUGCGACAUAACCGACGUAGCUCUUCGUUACAUAGCACUGCACCUACCUUUUUUGGAGACGUUGAAUCUUUCCUCUUGUGGACGUGUCACCGACGCCGGUGUAGCUCAAUUGGCCACUGCACCUGCACAAGCAAUUAAUAAUCUAGAAUCUUUGAAUUUGUCGAACUGCAGGUUACUUACGGAGGUUACCCUAGACCAUCUUACUAAGUGUAAAGUGCUCAAACGAUUGGACCUGAGACAUACUACUCAGGUAUCAACGCAAUCUGUUAUUAAAUUUGCUGCGCGAAGUGUUCACAACUUGCACGUGACAGAUGUGAAAUUAGUUGAAGAGAAGAAGUUGAAGGUGGAAGCUAAGGUUACAUGAGAAACUCGCGUGUUUUGCUGUGAAAACUUUCCAUAUGUGCAAUUUUGUUUAAUACAAGUUGGAACUGAUAAACAGACUUUAAUAGUCAAAUUGAACCAGUUAACAUCACUUAUAUUAUCGCAGUCGGUAACAUUCGUCAUAAACAGCAUUUCCAAUUUAUAUGUUGCUGACGAUAAACUGAUCGAAAAAAGAUGAUGGUGAAAGUUAAACUAAUAUAAAAUAAUAUGAUAUAUUGGCACAAGCGUUGGUCGUGUGUCAUUCCGUAUAGUGGAAACUGGGACUCAUAUGCUGACUGUAAUCGAUCGGUUGUUAAAAUCACCUAUUUAUUUAUAUUAACAACAACCAACAGGAAUUAUUUCUCAGUUUCUACUACUACCUGAAAGGCAAGUUGCUGAACAGCGUUGUGAAAUAUGCACGUAAAUGUUGCGAUUGUUGCAAGAAAUAAGCUUUCUUUGCAUUGUAAUAUGGCACAUUUUAACAUCUUAAUGUACAGUUAACAAAUUAGAAGUCUUCCUUUAAUAGGGAACUGAAAUGUUCUCCAUUACGUUAAGGUAUCAAAGACGUGAACUUAUUUGUUGCAUUUGAUAUUGAUAAAAUUGGUUUCAGUAUUUUCAGGUGUACGUUUUUAUGUUUAAUUGCGCCCGUGUCUAAUUGUAUUCCGAAUGAUUCGAUGGAGGCUGUGGUACUCGAAUAUAAGGUCUUAAAUUAUAGCCUAAACACGUGUUAGAUAUUACAAAUUGACGCCUCCGAUGGAUAGAACAAUAUUUAUUUGUAUGAAAAUUUAAAAAAUAGAGAUUACUAAAUAUCUAAUCCCGAGGCCAGUAAACUUGUAAUUAACAUUUUAGUUCAUUACCUAAGAUACACGUUUAUUUGAGUUCAAUAUGAUCUCGAAGAGUGUCAGUAUUUGUAUUCAAGUAUGUUGCUUUGAUAAUUCGGUUCAUGUGACGAGAGAUAUUUAAAGAUUUUUAAAUAAUAUCAACUGACGUCACAACUAAUUUGCUGUCAGCGCCCAAAAAAACUAUAACGCAAAUUUUAUCCGUGAAUCACCAACUAAUGGUGUAUUGUAAAAUGUUACGUAACGUUUAUUAAUAUUCAAAGAAUUAAUUUAGUGCAUCACAAAGCAUUUAUAUCAUUUCCUUUAGUACUGUCUAACUUGCAAGUCCACUUCUUAAAUAAGAUGCAUCGAUUUACACUAAACUGGGAUCGAACCUUUCCAAGAAUUUGUUACAGUGGCAGUACUUAUCAUAUUUAUAUGAAACGUUUACAAAACGAAACUGUCUAUGUAUAAAUUAUACAUGUGAACGUUAAAUUAAAAAAUACUACAAUAUAUGUACAACGGAGUUUUGAGCACGCAAGAAAUCGAACACUAGCAUCGUGUGAUUUAAUAUGCACAUGUCAUACAUGUAUGAACGGCAAAUUUAACGCGGCAUUGCUUAGUUUGUCAAUGAAAAUAUUAAGUUAAGCCUACAUGCUUUAUUCAAUAUUUUAUUGCUUGUAACACAUAAACAUACUUUGACCGUCGUGAUUAACCUGUAUGCAUUCCUCAGCUUCCACAUCGCUUACUGCCAUCGGAUUCAAAUGAUGAUUAAAUGAGAAGAACAUAGUACCAUCACAAAUUUGUUUAAGUAAUUAAUAUUUAGGUAAUUAAAACCCAAGCAGAAAAAUAUGAAAAAAAGAAAGUAAGGUCUCGUCUAAAUAGACCCGAAGGAGACAUGAAGGUUGAAAUGAUGAGAAAGUUCAUUGAAGUUCCUACUCACUAGCCAAUCUGGGCGUUCGACAACUGCCGUUUCAAAUUAAUAAACUAACAAAGUUACAUGGCAAUUUUAUUAUUUAAUAAUUAGGACUAUCUUAAAUGUAUUUAUUUACAUUUACUACAAACUACCUUGCUUAGAUACAUAAAUCUACAACUGUUAAACGUGCUCAAAUCUUAUUUGCUUGCAACAAAUAUAAUUGCGGAAAUCUAACUAUUCAUGUCUUCAGAAUGUCAAAUAACAUUGGAAAAAGUAUAAUUCAAUAGGUCAAUAAAUACGCAUUUAUGACUAUAGUUUGCCCGUUGCUCAUGUAUGUACUAAACCGUAAAAUCAAUUGUGCUAUAAUAAUUCGAUGCGUUUAUUUAUUUUAUUAUGGUUUGUUUAGUGUUUUAUUUUACAAGUCAUUCAUUCUAACAUGCUCUAUUACUCGUGUGCUCAACUAGUAUAUGCGUCAUCAGUUCGGUCAUAAUCUUUUCUGUACACCAUUAAAGUACAUAUAUUGAUUA